Messenger RNA from Solanum lycopersicum (tomato), 363 nucleotides. NCBI's taxonomy places the organism in Eukaryota, Viridiplantae, Streptophyta, Magnoliopsida, Solanales, Solanaceae. The record is from RefSeq and is a predicted model, not a curated record.
AUGGUAUCUCAAUCUGAUAUUGAUCAAUCUAAAGCGUAUUACCAAGCUGCAGGUGGAGAAACGAAUAGAAGAAUAUACGGUCUUGGAACUAAAGCGAAAAAUUACUACAAGCAUAAGCUUUGUGCCUCAUCAUCUGUACGACCUUCAGUUUUUCAAUCAAAAUCAACAACAAAUAUGGAUGAAUUUGUAAAGAAAAUGCUUUAUGCACUUAUUAAUCAUCUUCUUCCUAUUCUUAUGGAACGGGUAGAAGAAGUGAUUACUCCCGUUGACAAUCCGUCACCUUUGACCCCCAUAAUGCCUCCUCUUGCUACUACUAACGAGGUUGAUCCCUUAGUUUCAAGUGACGACGAUGCUAUCCUAUAG